Messenger RNA from Theileria annulata, 747 nucleotides. RefSeq lists its product as uncharacterized. The transcript has 4 exons. The record is from RefSeq and is a predicted model, not a curated record. Gene Ontology annotation, biological process: poly(A)+ mRNA export from nucleus. Bases 1 to 747 code for a protein of 248 amino acids. Gene Ontology annotation, cellular component: nucleus. NCBI's taxonomy places the organism in Eukaryota, Apicomplexa, Aconoidasida, Piroplasmida, Theileriidae.
AUGAAUGGUGUAGAUUUAAUGGAAUGGGACGGAUAUAUAUAUAAUGUAGAGGGCGAAAAAUGCCUGACUUAUCGCAGUAGAGACGAGAACUUGUACGAUUAUGUCAAUGAACCUGAUUCUGUGUUCGUAAAUCAUCAACUAAUAAAGUGCUUGAGCAAAAAGGAGCUUUUCGUUAGAAUUUUGUUAUACCUUCCACUAUUCUUGGCGCCAAUUUUUGUGCCUCUAUUUAUGGAUGUUUUGUAUGUUUCUGAAAGAAUGACCAUGGAGUUCGAAAACAUGACACUUCCCGAACUAAAAGCAGUGUUGUCAAAAAAUAAACUCGAUACCACAGGGAAAAGAGCGGAUCUACUUUCAAGACUUUCAAACUAUUUUAAGAAAAAUAACCAGGAAAAUUCAAACCAAGCCUCUAAAAACUCAAAAUCAAAAGCUGGAACGAAACCUUCAAAUAACGACGCUAAUAAUUCCUCUGCAGACUCUGUUAACGGCGUUGACUCCGUAAAUACAAUGGAAUCCUCUAAAAAAUCUGACAAUAAACAAGAAAAAUCCACCUCUAAACCACAAAACUUAUCUGAAGGAAAAGAAGUAACGAAGAUGUCGAUGGAGGAGCGACUCUUACUAAGAGCAAAGAGAUUUAACCUCGAAACAAAGCCUAGUUCAGGUGUAAAGGCAGUGAAACUGGUCUUAAAAGAAGAUCCGGAAGCACUUAAAAAAAGAAGUGAAAGGUUUUUUCACACUAUAAUUAAUUAA